AUGUCCAACCGAAGGGUGAAGUCUUUGGCCAUUGAGGACGACGAUUAUGAUGACUAUGACGACUAUGAGGAUGAAUACAACCAAGCUGGCGACACCGAUCUCUCACCAGAAGACAAGGAGCAACUGCGUCAAGGUACCAUCAAAGUUCGCGAGGCCAUCGGACCAGCCUCUUCCGUUACGGAUAAGGAGAUCCAAGACACCCUCUGGCACUACUAUUACGACAUCGGCAAAUCUGUUUCAUACUUGAAAAGUAUGUUGUUAUGGAUCAACUUGGGUUUAUCUCAGCCGCUUACCGGAUCAGAUAUACAAAGACCCCAGACUGCGCCUACCAAGAAGCAAACACAACCAACAAAGAAGUGUGUCAGCUCUGCAACUUGCUCAACCCCAUUCUCGGCCGCAGACUUUUUCAAAGACUGUCCAUGGCUCCAGAUCCCCGCCCAUCGAAAAGCUGAGAUCAUCAUCGAGCCAUUAUACCCACAUUUGGGUCUCCUCGGAGGUGCAUCCAAAGGUGGCAAGGUAUCCAAGCUGGCUGCUCUCGCAGCGAAAAGGAGACAGCACGAAAGCGAGCGCUCGGGACCCAGCACGGUGAACGGUUCCACCUCACAGGACGACUAUAUCACCAGUCUGAACAAACUUCGAAUCAGCCAACCAAGCAGGAUCAAAGAAGAUUCUGCGAGGGCGGCAGACUCUUUGGGAAACGAACUGGUCAAAGUUGAAGCUGAGUCAUCUGGCGCAGAUAAGGGAAAUGUCACGGAGCAGACAGGAUCCCCAGAAUUAAGAGCAGAAAAGGUCACUGACAUAUCGGUCUCGACCAGCUCAAACAUUCGCGGGGCCCCUUCUGCAUUUGCCAGCAUCAUGACCAGCCACGAUGCUGGAAAUUACCUUUCAGUUCCUCGUGACCUCUUUUCUGGUGACAUGUUUACUAAAUGUUUCGACUUUGCAGAACCAAGCCCAGACGAUGUUGUCGCCACGGCACGGGAGUCCAAAGCGGUAGGACCGUCCAAGCCGAAGUCAAAGGAAGUCAGCGCAUCCAAGGCGACCCUCAGCAACGGCAUGCAAGAAUUAUCUAUCCAGCCUUCUCCGGUGAAGAGCAAAAACGUUGAUGUGAUCUCCGAAUAUGGAAAGAUAAAACGGAAAAACGCCGCAAAUGUCGUGGUCAUUGGCCAUGUUGACGCAGGAAAAAGCACCCUCAUGGGAAGGCUGCUCUUUGACUUGCAUGCUGUCGAUCAGCGAACCAUGGACCAGUAUCGAAAAGAGGCGGAACGGAUCGGAAAGGGAUCAUUUGCAUUUGCAUGGGUCUUGGACCAAGGCUCCGAGGAACGUGCUAGGGGAGUGACUAUUGACAUCGCCACCAACAAAUUCGAGACCGACAAGACCAGCUUUACCAUCCUGGACGCUCCAGGCCAUAAGGACUUUGUGCCCAAUAUGAUUGCAGGAGCCAGUCAAGCAGAUUUGGCGGUUCUCGUUAUAGAUGCCUCAACCGGGAAUUUCGAAUCCGGGUUGAAAGGCCAAACUAAAGAACACGCUCUUCUCGUCAGGUCCAUUGGAGUUCAACGCAUAAUUGUGGCCGUCAAUAAGAUGGAUGCGGCGGCAUGGUCUCCCGACCGAUAUGAAGAGAUUCGUCAGCAGAUGUCGGCGUUUUUGAACAGUGCGGGUUUCCAAUCAAAGAACGUCGCAUUUGUGCCAUGUUCGGGUCUCGAAGGAGGGAAUAUUCUUACCAGGGCGUCGGAUCCGAGAUCGUCCUGGUAUACUGGUCCGACGUUGGUCGAGGAGCUAGAUAUGUCGGAGCCCUCGACAUACGCCUUGGACAAACCCUUGCGAAUGACCAUCAGCGAUGUCUUCAGAGGGGCCGUACAGAAUCCGCUCUCGGUCUCGGGACGAGUAGAGGCGGGUAACAUUCAGAUUGGCGAACAGGUCGUCAUCAUGCCUAGCGGCGAAAAGGCACAGAUCCGGAGCUUGGAGGUCGAUGAGGAGCCACAUGACUGGGCUGUGGCAGGACAAAAUGUGGUCCUGAAUCUGACGGAUGUCGACCCCAUUCAUCUCAAGACCGGAGACGUUCUCUGCAGUCCCCUUUCGCCCAUCCAGAACAUCAACGAAUUCAAGGCGAAGAUCUUGGCUUUCGAUCACCUGACGCCUAUGAACGUUGAUGUGCACCGAGGUCGUCUUCAUGUACCAGGCCGAAUAAUUCAGCUGAUCGGUCUUCUGGACAAGUCGACAGGUGCAGUGGUCAAGAAGAAGCCAAAAAUCGUGCAACCAGGACAUGUAGUCCGAGUUGUGGUGCAGCUUGACCAAGCAGUUCCAUUGGAGGCACCUUCAAGGGUGGUGCUGAGAGCAAAUGGGGAGACUGUCGCAGCUGGACUAAUUGAGUGA
This is a messenger RNA of Rhinocladiella mackenziei CBS 650.93, 2370 nucleotides long. RefSeq names its product translation elongation factor Tu. Bases 1 to 2370 code for a protein of 789 amino acids. The transcript has 4 exons. Gene Ontology annotation, biological process: translation. The record is from RefSeq and is a predicted model, not a curated record. Gene Ontology annotation, molecular function: GTPase activity; GTP binding. NCBI's taxonomy places the organism in Eukaryota, Fungi, Ascomycota, Eurotiomycetes, Chaetothyriales, Herpotrichiellaceae.